GUUGAAGCACUAAGACUUUUUAAUGCCAAAAAUAAACUGCGUGCUGUCAUUAAAGCUAUUAUUGCUACCAAACGGCUGUUCCAGCUAACGGAGGGCAUCAAAAACGAAUACACUUCGCUGGCAUUCACUGAGUUUGACGUUCAGGCGAAAGAUGUGCAUAAUCUCUUUCAGUUGCUUAAAGAAAAGUUUCGAGCCAACCAGAGUUACUGGGUUGAAGCAGCGACUUUUAAAAAGUUUUUUUGCAAAACUAUCCAACUCCCAGACUACGGCUUUUGUGAUAAAUUGGUCGAAAGCUAUCAAAGCGGCGGCAAGGUGGACCCGCGGAAGAUCUUCUUGCUUCUUGCAGCGAAAUUGAAGUUACCGCGAGAACAGUUUUUAGGCUACGCUUUCGACCUUUUUGAUUACCAGGGGAAGGGCUUCCUGGAGCUUGACGACUUUGUAAGUAUGCUGAGAACCUUGACUCCCUCAAAAGACGCUACUUACUGGAAAUUGUGCGAGGAAUUUAAGGAUGCUGAUGAAAACAACGACGGCUAUAUCUCGAAAGAAGAGUUCUCCCUUGCUACUGAAAAAAACUACCACUUAAAAAAAUAUCUUACCCAAGUGGAAAGAGUGGUUUCUAACACUAAACAUUUUAUCGAUGAAAGAGUUGAAAAAAUUACGAAACAAAAGUUAGGAAGCAUCUUUAUAGCGGGGUCAGAUUCUUUUUCCUUUUUUGGCAAGAGAAAGUUUCGAGAAAAGAUCUGCUUUUUUCAAACCUCUGAAAAAUCUCUCUAUUUUUACAGCAAUAUGAGUUCUUUUAGGAAAAGAGAGAAGCCAAAGUUUUGUCUUGAUCUUGAGAAGUACAGCAUCACCUAUAAGGCCGCCUCUGAGCACUCUUCUGAAAGAGCAAAUUUUGAAAUCGGAAAGAAGUUUUUAGAAGCACGUUCCAACGCGGAGCUUUCGGCUUGGGCUAAGCUGUUCGACUCUGCAGGUCUGAAAAUUGAAAAGAAUUAAAUAAGUAUUUAAUGGUGUACCAGCUUACAAAAUCAAUUCAACUUUCACGGC
Zophobas morio is the source of this 1044-nucleotide messenger RNA. RefSeq lists its product as uncharacterized. The record is from RefSeq and is a predicted model, not a curated record. The transcript has 14 exons. Gene Ontology annotation, molecular function: calcium ion binding. NCBI's taxonomy places the organism in Eukaryota, Metazoa, Arthropoda, Insecta, Coleoptera, Tenebrionidae. Bases 445 to 993 code for a protein of 182 amino acids.